CUUACGGUGGCGGAAUCCAUUUAUGUGUUUUAUGUGUUAAUUGUUGCAAGUGCUCUACGGAGGUGAGAUAACGUGCGCCCGCGUGUGUGUGCGCCGUAAAGUAAAAAUGUUGCCCGGUAUCGGAAUGUUCGGGACGGGCGAGGUGACGCACGUACUGGUGCCCAUACUGCGCGACAAGGGCUUCAACAUCGUGGCCAUCUGGGGCCGCACGGGAAAGGAGGCGGAGCAGGCGGCCCUCGAGCUGAAGAUUCCGUUCCACACGGCCAAGAUCGACGACGUGCUGCUGCGGAAGGACGUCGACCUGGUGUUCAUCACGUGUCCCCCGUUUUUGCACUCGCAGAUCUCCGUCAAGGCGCUCGGUAUCGGAAAGCACGUAGUGUGCGACAAACCGAUGACGCUGAUGCAAUCGGAUGCGGUCAAAAUGGUCCGCGCAAGCCAGUACUACCCGACGCUCAUCUCGAUCGUGAACCACUCGUUGCGUUUCCUACCCGCGAUCGCACAUAUGAAGCGCGCGAUGCAGGAGGGCUACAUCGGGGCACCUGGAUCUUGCCUCGAUCAGACGCUGAUCGACGUGAAGGUGCGGAUGGGGCCACUGUUCAACCGCAAGCGGUACGACUGGCUGUGCGACGAGUCGAUGGGUGGCGGAGCGUUGAACCUGGUCGGAAGUCACGUGAUCGAUCUGGUGAAGUUUCUCACCGAGCGCAAGGCGGUCCGGGUGCACGGUACGGUCCGUACGUACGCCAUGUACGCUUCGCACGCGCACACCGGCAUCCGACGGGUGGCAGCACCGGACGUUUGCACCUUUCAGAUGGAGCUCGAGGGUGAAGGCACCACGCCGACGCUGGUAACGGUCAACAUUAACUGCCACGAGUCGAACAAUUCCUUCCAGCAGGAGGUCGUCAUCUACGGCCCCUCGGGCCACUUGACCGUACGCGGCGGAGACCUCGUCGGGCAUCGGCUCAACCCGGACACGGGCGCCAUCAAGGAAGAGAUGCUGUACGUCGACGUGCAGGAUCUGCAGUUCUCCACCUCCGACACGGCCCUCCCAAGACCGUACGUUAAAGGGCUCUGCAAGCUGGUCGGUGCCCUCCGCGAUGCCUUUCAUCCGAACAAGGAAACCGCCGGAUGGAUCAAAGAGCCGGUGCAGGCGGCGGCCACCUUCGAAGAUGGGCUGUACGUGCAGGCGGUCCUGGACGCGAUACGGAAGUCGAGCAGCGAUCGUUGCUGGACCAAGGUCAGCAUCUCCACGGAGUCACCGACGAACCAGAAGGCGAACGUUCUCGUAAAUGCCGCCGCCCGACUCGCGUCCGCAUCAGCCAUCCGGGCCGACCCAAGUAUUAAUCAUACCGGUUACUUUUGAUCAAUCAGGCCAGGCCAGGCAUGGGGAAGGGGUUGGUUGGGAAUGCCCCUUUCCCGGUUCCACGUCUUUUUGCCACCUUUUGGCAAAUUUGCAUUUGGUUUUUGGCGCGAAACCCCGAAGAGCGUUUCAAGCGAGUAUUGUUUUUUUUUACUCUACAAUUUACCUAUUUAUUUGUUUAUCUACUAUGGUCUAAGUAUUGCCUUACGCGAACAACAAUGGUGUUACUGCUUUCGAGACCCCCCGCCCACUAUGGGAGAAGGAGUGAGGGGGAGGAAUUCCGCUAUUCCGCUUUCGGAGAGGAGUACAAAUCUUUACACAAUCUAUUUUACAAUGCGAACGAUUUAAAAUUUAUUUAUUUUAGCUACUAAUUUAUUGACCGUCCAAACACAAAAAAACCACUCGUGCGUUGUUGAUUUUGCUAGAUUUAUUGUUAUUUUUUAUAACAAAACAAAAAUCGUUUCUUUCUAAGCUCCAUCGAAUAUUCUCAUCUAUCUAUGUAUUUUCUAAAAAUCAUAAAACCAUUGUUCGUUCAU
Molecule: messenger RNA, 1893 nt
Organism: Anopheles coustani
Lineage: Eukaryota; Metazoa; Arthropoda; Insecta; Diptera; Culicidae
Product: glucose-fructose oxidoreductase domain-containing protein 1
Exons: 1
Coding region: 107-1360 (417 amino acids)
Molecular function (GO): nucleotide binding
Source: RefSeq, a predicted model, not a curated record